Chelonoidis abingdonii (Abingdon island giant tortoise) is the source of this 638-nucleotide messenger RNA. The record is from RefSeq and is a predicted model, not a curated record. Lineage: Eukaryota; Metazoa; Chordata; Testudines; Testudinidae.
CUGGGACCCCGGCUAACUGCAUGGCAUCUCCUGGAACAUGCUGAAUCCUUAAGGUCCCUGCCUGGGGUGUUCCCAUGGCGACGCGGUGGUGGCAGCUCUGUGUGUGCAGCCUGGGAAUCCUCCUCCUGGCGCCCUGUUCUCUCUCUGAGAAGUUCUCCUUGGCUGGCUCUCCACGCCCCGUGGUGGGGGUAGUUGGUCGGGAUGUGGUGUUACCCUGCCAGCUCUCACCCCCGGCCCGUCUGCCCAGCAUGGUAGUAUUGUGGAGGAAAAUUGGAACAGUAUUUAUCACGGUUCACAAGUACUCGGAUGAGAGUUCCCAGGACCUGCCAGGGGAUGGUUACCAGACCCGGACGGAGCUGUUCCUCAAGGAGUUCAGCAGUGGGAACGUCUCCCUGAAGCUGAAAGGGCUCCAACUGGCAGAUGCUGGGACAUACCAUUGCUUUGUGAAGAACUCAGAAUGGAGCCAGGAAGCCACCACUGAGCUACGAGUCGCAGCUGUGGCUCCAGUGUUCAUUGAUGUGCUGGGCCCCCGGGGUCAGGGGAUCGGACUGGCCUGUAGAUCUGCAGGCUGGUUCCCCAAACCUGAACUCCAGUGGGUUGGAAAGAACUGGACAGGGACAACCUCUAUAGUGUUGUGA